GCGCUUCCGGGUCACCCUAACGCCGCGGUUUCCUCCAUCCGCUUGGUUGUACUUUAUCUCUGAAUCCGCCCCAUGUCCUGCUGUGUGGCCUCUGCCGUCUUUGGACAGAUUGUGAAGACUGCUGAAGACGAUUUACAAUCCAGCCACAUAGUAUAACAAAGAAAUAUUGAUCCUCAUGGAAGAAGAACAAGACUUACCAGAGCAACCAGUGAAAAAAGCUAAGAUGCAGGAAUCAGGAGAGCAAACCUUAAGUCAAGUAAGCAACCCUGAAGCCAGUGAUCAGAAACCUGAAACUUCAAGCCUUGCUUCAAACCUUACCAUGUCAGAGGAAAUUAUGGCAUGUACUGAUUACAUCCCUCGCUCAUCCAAUGAUUAUACCUCACAAAUGUAUUCUGCAAAACCUUAUGCACAUAUCCUCUCAGUUCCUGUUUCUGAAACUACUUACCCUGGGCAAACUCAGUACCAGACACUACAACAGUCUCAACCCUAUGCUGUCUACCCUCAGGCAACCCAAACUUACGGACUACCUCCUUUUGGUGCAUUGUGGCCAGGUAUGAAACCUGAAAGUGGUUUAAUUCAGACUUCAUCUCCAAAUCAACACAGUGUUCUUACCUGCACUACAGGGCUAACCACAAGCCAGCCAAGCCCAGCACAUUAUUCUUAUCCCAUUCAAGCUUCAAGCACAAAUGCCAGCCUGAUAUCCACUUCAUCUGCAAUUGCCAAUAUUCCAGCAGCAGCAGUUUCUAACAUCUCAAAUCAGGACUAUCCCACCUAUACGAUCCUUGGUCAGAGUCAGUACCAGACCUGCUAUCCCAGCUCCAACUUUGGAGUCCCAGGCCAGACUAACAGUGAUGCUGAGAGUACCACGCUAGCACCAGCCACAUACCAGACAGAGAAGUCUAGUGCUAUGGUACCUGCGCCUACAUCACAGAGACUUUCCUCUGGAGAUCCUUCUGCAAGCCCAUCUUUAUCCCAGACUACACCUAAUAAAGAUGCUGACGAUCAGUCCAGGAAAAAUAUGACUGGCAAAAACCGGGGCAAGAGGAAAGCUGAUGCCAGCUCUUCCCAGGACAGUGAAUUAGAACGGGUAUUUCUUUGGGACUUGGAUGAAACUAUCAUCAUUUUCCACUCCCUUCUUACUGGGUCCUAUGCCCAGAAGUAUGGAAAGGACCCAACAGUAGUGAUUGGCUCAGGUUUAACAAUGGAAGAAAUGAUUUUUGAAGUGGCUGAUACGCACCUUUUUUUCAAUGACCUAGAGGAGUGUGACCAGGUGCAUGUAGAAGAUGUGGCUUCUGAUGACAAUGGCCAAGAUUUGAGCAACUAUAGUUUCUCAACAGAUGGUUUCAGUGGCUCAGCUGGCAGUGGCAGCCAUGGUUCCUCCGUAGGUGUCCAGGGAGGUGUGGACUGGAUGAGGAAACUGGCUUUCCGCUACCGAAAAGUGAGAGAAAUCUAUGAUAAGCAUAAAAGCAACGUUGGUGGUCUACUCAGUCCCCAGAGAAAGGAAGCACUGCAGAGACUAAGAGCAGAAAUUGAAGUUUUAACAGAUUCCUGGUUAGGAACUGCAUUGAAGUCCUUACUUCUCAUCCAGUCCAGAAAGAAUUGUGUAAAUGUUUUGAUCACUACCACCCAGCUGGUUCCAGCCCUGGCCAAAGUUCUCCUAUAUGGACUAGGAGAAAUAUUUCCUAUUGAAAACAUCUAUAGUGCUACUAAAAUUGGUAAGGAGAGCUGCUUUGAAAGAAUUGUAUCAAGGUUUGGGAAAAAAGUCACAUAUGUUGUGAUAGGAGAUGGACGAGAUGAAGAAAUCGCCGCCAAACAGCACAACAUGCCUUUCUGGAGAAUCACAAACCACGGAGACUUGGUAUCCCUUCACCAGGCUUUGGAGCUUGAUUUUCUCUAACAACUGGAAUGAAGAACCUUCCGUCUGAGCUCCUUUUCACUCCUGAAGGUUGCUAGAGACCAGAACCAACUGGGAACUUUUCUCUCCCUCUCUCUUUCUCCUUGGAAUGCUGGCGAGAUCACAAUCAGAACCAACAGCUGCAAGGGACCAGGCUUAUUUUUGCUAAGAAUGAGCUGUAGUCCCUUGUUCAUCCUCGUACAGAAGGAGACAGUUGAGAGAAUAGACUCGCUGUUCAGAAAAUAGACUUACUGCAGCUACAGUGCUUUUAAUGCUUCUGAUUUUUGUUUCACUGUAUUAUAUUUCAAAAAAAAAAAAAAAAGAAGAAAAAGUAAAGGAAAUUAUUUGGG
Molecule: messenger RNA, 2244 nt
Organism: Erinaceus europaeus (western European hedgehog)
Lineage: Eukaryota; Metazoa; Chordata; Mammalia; Eulipotyphla; Erinaceidae
Gene: EYA3
Product: EYA transcriptional coactivator and phosphatase 3
Exons: 18
Coding region: 176-1897 (573 amino acids)
Biological process (GO): negative regulation of extrinsic apoptotic signaling pathway in absence of ligand; positive regulation of DNA repair; cell differentiation
Cellular component (GO): nucleus
Molecular function (GO): protein tyrosine phosphatase activity
Source: RefSeq, a predicted model, not a curated record